This is a messenger RNA of Rana temporaria (common frog), 4395 nucleotides long. RefSeq names its product zinc finger protein 777-like. Gene Ontology annotation, biological process: regulation of transcription by RNA polymerase II. The record is from RefSeq and is a predicted model, not a curated record. Gene Ontology annotation, molecular function: RNA polymerase II cis-regulatory region sequence-specific DNA binding; DNA-binding transcription factor activity, RNA polymerase II-specific. The transcript is spliced from 17 exons. The coding region runs from base 191 to 4015 and encodes 1274 amino acids. Lineage: Eukaryota; Metazoa; Chordata; Amphibia; Anura; Ranidae.
AUCACCGGAGGGAUCCAGUAAGAGAAAUCCCCCAGAGAGAUGUCCCCGUCCUCUGUAUUCCCGGGACUCCACACAGGAACAUCAGGAGAUCCCUCAGGAGGAUCAGGAAGAAAACCUACGCGUAUCUAGGAUUGAAAGUGAAAAAGAAGGGACGUCCUUCAGAGAUGACGAGCGAAGUGAUAAGGAGAAAAUGCCUUCAGCUAGAAAAGAUGGCUGUUCCACUCCUCUCUGCUCUGGAGAUUUGGAGGAUGACUACAAGAUUCUACAGGACUAUCAUGGUGAAACUUUAAUGAAUAUUAAUGUGGUAGUUAAAGAGGAAGAAGAUCUGCAUGUGAUGGGUGAUGAGCUACAGGAGAACCCUCCAGAGAUCAGCACAGAUGGAUCCAGUAACAGAAAUCCCCCAGAGAGAUGUCCCCGUCCUCUGUAUUCCCGGGACUCCACACAGGAACAUCAGGAGAUCCCUCAGGAGGAUCAGAGCGACAAUCUGAUUAUUAUUAAAGUUGAAGUGAAAGAUGAGGAUGAAGAAGAGGUGGACGCAAGGGGUGACGAGCCGUGUAAGGAGGAGGAGAUUCCUCCAGAGAUCAGCACAGACCCCGGAGACAGCAGAGCUGCUCAGACAGAUGUCAAAGCUGAGGAGAGGAAAGAAAGACAUGCCAGGAUAAAAGAGGAGGAAAUUCCUAUAGAGAUCGGCACAGAUGGACCAAAACGCAGGAAUAACCCGGAGAAUCGUCCCGUUAUGUCUUUGGAGUGUGAAACAGAAGACGAUUCUUCAGGAGAAGACUCCACUGUCAAGAGUUCCCAUCCAUUACCAUCCAGUCCUUCUACACAUAGUGGUAGUCUUCCAGAUCCCUCCCAUCCCACCACUCACCCCAAAAGCCAGGAGGGUGGAAAAUUCCAUUGUUCCGUAUGCGGCAAAAGUUUUUCGCAGAAACGCAUUCUUAUCGGCCAUGAGAGACUUCACACAGGAAAGAACGUGUAUUCCUGCUCAGAGUGUGGAAAGUGUUUUUACUGGAAGGGCGGACUUGUUAAACACCAGAGAAUCCACACUGGCGAGAGGCCAUUCUCCUGCGCGGAAUGCGGAAAGAGCUUCAAACAAAAGUCCAAUCUUGAUGCACAUCAGAGCACUCACUCAGGAGAGAAGCCAUUUUCCUGCGCAGAGUGUGGGAAGUGUUACGCAUGGAAGGUCCAGCUCACCAUCCACCAAAGAAGUCACACAGGGGAGAAGCCCUACUCCUGUUCCGAGUGCGGUAAAUGCUUUACGGUAAAAUCGGUUCUUGCCAAGCAUGAGCGAGUUCACACCAACGAGAAGCCGUUUUCCUGCUCGGAUUGUGGCAAGGACUUCAGAGAGAAAUCAAAUCUGGACAGGCACCGGAGAAUUCACACGGGUGAGAAGCCAUUUUCCUGUUCUGACUGCGGGAAAUGUUUUGCUUGGAAGCUUCAGCUGGUUAUUCACGAGAGGAGUCAUACGGGGGAGAAGCCAUUUUCUUGUUCUGAGUGCGGAAAAUGUUUUACUCUAAAAUCCCAUCUCGUUAAACAUGAAAGAGUGCACACGGGGGAGAAGCCUUAUUCUUGUCCAGAGUGCGGAAAAUGCUUUUCCCGACGGCAAAGGCUCACCUCACACCAGAGGAGCCACGCGGCGGAAAAGCCGUAUUCGUGCCCAGAAUGUGGGAAAGGAUUUUCCUGUAAACAAUAUCUUGUUUCUCAUCAGACAAUUCACACGGGUGAGAAGCCGUUUUCAUGUUUGGAAUGUGGGAAGUGUUAUGCGCACAGUGCGAGUCUCAGUGCACACAAGAAAACUCACACGGGAGAGAAGCCAUAUUCAUGUUCUGAAUGCGGGAAACAGUUUUCGAAGAAAAAUUGUCUCAUGUCACAUCUCGGUUGUCAUAAAGCCGUUCUCAGUCUGCCUGAGAAAAUUUUAUGGCUUGGAAAUACUAACAUUAAUUUACAAAAGGAUGAAAAUAUGAUUACCAUUAAAGUUGAAGUAAAAGAGGAACCAGAAGAUCUUUCUAUGAUGGGCGGUGAGCCAUGUGAGGAGGAGGUCAUCCCUCCAGAGAUCAGCACAGACCCCGGAGACACCAGAGACCCUCAGAGAUACAUUGGAUCUGAGGAUGAAGAAACCGACUUGAUUAAUGAGGAGAAAACUUAUCCAGAGAUCAGCACAGCCGUGAAAAGAAAACCCAAGGAACAUUCCAGAGAACUUCGAGAUAAAGUAAUAGAAUUGCACACUUCAGGAAAAGGGUACAAAACGAUCUCCAAGUGUCUGCAUGUUCCAGUGUAUACCGUUCGUUCCAUCGUCAAGAAGUGGCAGGUCCAUCAGACCACCGAGACGCUGCCUAGAAAAGGUCGCCCCUCGAAACUGUCAGAACAAACCAGAAGAAUGCUUGUGAGGGAAGCCAUCGAGAGACCGUCUGUCACUUUGAAGGAGCUACAAAAGACGGUGAUCGAGUCCGGAGAUUACUCAGUAGUGGCGAAGACAUCUGGUGAUCAUGUGACACCUUUAACCUAUUCCUACAUAUCGGGAGAAUGGACGAGGAAUGAGAGUCCCAUCACGGAGCCCCCACUUUACUCCCGAAUACUUGCGGAAAAGAACACCAGUAAAAUUCUAGCCGUUAUCAACAAGAUCACUGAGCUUCUGACAGCAGAGAUGAUGGAGAAGCGGCCGCCCCUCACAUCUCCGGAUGGACCCAGUAACAAAAAUACACCAGAAAGAUGUCCCCAUUCUCCGUAUUCCCAGGAUUCCACACAGGAACAUCACGAGAUUCCUCCGAAUGAUGAGGAUAAAGGCCUGAUUAUUAUUGAAGUUGAAGAAGAGACAUAUGUGAAGGCUGAUGAUCCAUGUAAGGAGGAGGACAUUCCUCCAGAGAUCAGCACAGACACAAAACACAACUGGAGUAAUGCGGACAAACAGCCCAUUAUAUUUCCAAAUGAUGAAGUAGAAGAGAAAAAGUUCACAUGGGAAUCUUCAGAAGAAAACUCCUUUACAUCGAAUCUCCAUUUAAUAUCCUGCAGCGCAGAUCCAUCGUCUGAUCCCUCCACACAGGAUACGCGUUUUGCUGAUCUCUCAUCUCCCAUCACCCAUACCACAGAGGAUCAAAGCUUCCCCUGUCCUGAAUGUGGAAAAUGUUUCAGCAGAAAAGAAGGGCUUACUGGACACCUGAAAAAAAUUCACACUGGAGUAAAGCAAUUUUCUUGUCCCCAAUGUGGGAAAUGUUUUAUAUACAAAUCGUCCCUUGGCAGACACGAACGGGUACACACUGGGGAGAAGCCAUAUUCGUGUUCGGAGUGCGGCAAAUCUUUUUCUCAGAAAAAUAGCCUUUUUACUCACGAAAGGACGCACACAGGCGCAAAACCAUAUUCGUGUUCAGUGUGCGGAAAAUGCUUCAGGCAGAGUUCAGCUCUUUCCACCCACGAAAGAACCCAUACGGGGGAGAAGCCAUACUCAUGCUCAGUUUGUGGGAAAUGCUUUAGGCAGAGUUCGGCUCUUUAUACCCACGAAAAGACUCACACCUCUGAUAAACCAUUUUCCUGCUCUGAAUGCAAUAAAUGUUUUACGGAGAAGGGAAAUCUAAUCACCCACAUGAGAUCUCACACAGGGGAGAAACCCUUUUCAUGUCCUGAGUGUGGGAAAUGUUUUUCCAGGAGUUCAGGGCUUAUUAAGCACCAGAGGUGCCAUACGGGGGAGAAGCCUUUUUCAUGUUUCGAGUGCGGGAAAUGUUUUAAUGACCGUUCAGAUCUUGCUAAACACAGGAGAAUCCACACCGGUGAACGCCCCUAUCUAUGCUCGGAGUGUGGGAAAGGUUUUUCACUUAAAUCCCAUUUGCUCCGACAUAAGGCAGUACACACUAGUGACCAGCCCUAUUCCUGCUCCAAGUGCGGGAAAAGUUUUACCGAUAAAUCAAAUUUGGUUAGACAUGAGAGACUCCACCUUGGUGAUCGCCCAUAUUCAUGUUCUGAAUGUGGGAAAGCAUACUCGCACAAAGCCUCUCUGCUGUCACAUGCCAACUCUCACCGAUGACAAGAGGUGUGAUGUGGAAGACAAAUUGCCAUGUGCACAUACUGGUCCUUGUUUUCUUUAUGAAUAAAGUGACAAAUAAAAACUUAAGUCAAAAUAUAUAUAUAUAUAUAUUUUUUUUUUUAAAGGGAAAGUAUAAUUGAUUGGAGCAGGGAGAUGAUUCCUCAAUGCUGUACGGUGUCCAGCCCAGUGGAUGACUUCAGCACCCACAGAGUUAACGCAUUGCACGACUAAACCAUCAGGAACAGGAGUUAAGGGUGCCCAGUGACCCAAAUUUUGAGGUAGCUCCAGAUACUUGGCCUGGCCAGCCUAUUCAAUAAGUGAGUCUUCAGAGACAGGGCAGGCACUGAGGCAAUGCCAAUGGUUCUGAACCUAGAAAACAC